Molecule: messenger RNA, 873 nt
Organism: Panicum virgatum (switchgrass)
Lineage: Eukaryota; Viridiplantae; Streptophyta; Magnoliopsida; Poales; Poaceae
Product: protein SPIRAL1-like 2
Exons: 2
Coding region: 96-443 (115 amino acids)
Biological process (GO): cortical microtubule organization
Cellular component (GO): cortical microtubule, transverse to long axis
Source: RefSeq, a predicted model, not a curated record
GGCGAGCAACGGCGGCGGCAUUGCGAGUUUGCGACGCAACUUCGUCGUCGUCCUCUCCUAGCUGAAAAACACAGGCAGAGGUAGCUAGCCGGAGGAUGGGGCGUGGCCGGGGAGUGAGCUACGGCGGCGGGCAGAGCUCGCUGAACUACCUCUUCGGCGGCGGAGGCGGCGGCGACGAGGCCCCCGCGGCGCGCGCCAGGCCGCCGCCGCCGGCCGCGGCGGAGCAGAGGGCGGCCACGGCACAGCCGACGGCGGCGGCGGUGGGCACCGACAAUGAGAAGCUGAAGGGCAUCCCGGCCGGCGUCCGGGGCAGCCAGACCAACAACUACUUCCGGGCGCAGGGCCAGAACUGCGGCAACUUCCUCACGGACCGCCCGUCGACUAAGGUGCACGCGGCGCCCGGCGGCGGCUCGUCGCUCGACUACCUCUUCGGCGGCAAGUGAUGGUCGCCUGGGCGCCUGGCUUCCCGGAUCAGGCUUGGAAGCCGAGCUGAGCUCGCUUAGAACGCCGCCGCCGCCGCCUACUGCGCAUGCUUGGAGUUCAGUAGCUUAUCAUCAAUUCAUCAUAACCUGCUUCCUUUACGGUUACUUUCCUGAAAAAGGAUUGUUCAUGUUUAACUCUGUGAUCUCCUCUCGAAAAAAAAAAAGAAACUCUGUCAUCUCCAUUGGUGUCUGUCUCAUCACUCUUCAGUACAACAGCUAUUGGCGUUUGUGUCAUCAGUCCUCUUGUGUGAACUCAGCUACUUGUGUGAAUUUCAAAAUCUGACUUUGUCCUGUAAUCACUCAUCAGUAACAAGCCUUCCCUGUUCUUGGGCUGUUCAUCAGAUUUGUAUCCGAGUGUUCUUAGUACUUAAAUUACUAAUGAUCCAGCUUC